AUGUCGAACCCGAGGAAGGGCAUCCAGUCCCCAACUGUUCGCUGCGAGUCUGAGCGGCAAGGGUGUUAUCAGCGUACCUUUAUAGGGACAUUCACAAGGUUGACUCAGCUGAGUGUUGAGGAACCUCAUUCCCCGAGUGAACUCCGGCGAAAGCCUUUACGAACGUUUGCGAGGCUCAGACCUCUUCGGGUGCCAGCGGAACGUGGACUCAGGCGUGAGCCUAGGGGAUUUCAAUUGCAGUCCAGGAACAACGUCGCGGGAGGUGGCAACAGGAAGAGACACGUAAAAGGAUACACUUUCCCGUUCCAUCGCGUGAUGGGUUCGGAGGUGAGCCAGGAGGAGGCAUUCAAACAUGUUGCACUGCCUGUCUUGAACAGUUGCAUGGAGGGCCAUAAUGGAUGCAUUUUUUGCUAUGGGCAGACAGGAAGCGGCAAGACCUACACUAUGAGUGGUGGAGAGGGCUAUGCCGAGAGGGGCAUCAUCCCGAGGUGCAUCGAAGAGCUUUUCGCAGCGGUUGAGCGGUUUCAAAGAUCCACUCCUGGAGCUGUUUCGGUGAGCUACUUGGAAGUGUACAAUGAAAAUGCGUACGACCUCCUGUGUGAGAGCGUCAAUCCCAGAACUCCUAUCGAACACUGGCCGAAGCACACUCCCUGUGGAAAACCCGGGACUGACCUAUUGCGACGAUGGAAACUGCAUUUAGUGGACCUCGCGGGCAGCGAGCGAGUUUGGAAAAAGAACCUGAAUUCACAGGUUCUGCAAGAAGCGAAGUACAUAAAUCGAUCAUUGCAUUUCCUCGAGCAAGUCAUCAACAGUCUUCAACUGAAGGCGAGCGGUCAGCGGUUCCAUGUCCCUUAUCGGAACUCGUUGCUCACUUCGGUUUUGCGAGAUUCAUUGGCGGGUAACUGCAUGACGGUUAUGGUCGCUAAUGUGGCAGUUAAUUUGGAAGCGUUUGACGAGAGCGUGGCGACCUGUCGAUUCGCUCAGAGAUGUUCAAGGCUAGUCAAUAAUAUCCGUUGCACAGACCGCGUCGACUGGGAGACUAUGUGCAAGAGGUUGACUCGCGCCAAUAAGGUUUUGAUGGAGAAAAUAAAGACGCUCGAGAAUAAGGCGGAGGCAGGACAUGACUCUCAUCAUACGUGGUCAGUGAGGGAAGUAUUGCAAAAUACCAAUGCUAACCUGGCGAAGCAUCCUAAGGACAGACGAAAGUAUCUCCUUGGUCAUCUCCGGGCUCGAGGAUUGGAUAUAAGAUUCUCUUGCGUUGCAGACUUGUGUGCUAUGAUACAGGUUCUCAAUGCGAAGUUGGAGUUAACUGAUGGCGAAAAGAAGGUGCUGAGGCGCCAGCUGGUUACAGAGCUCCAAAAAAGGCAGGAGGAAACAGUCCAGGUUCGUCUACCUGACGACCCGGGUUCAAUUCUCGAGCCCGGCAUAUUUUAG
Molecule: messenger RNA, 1434 nt
Organism: Perkinsus marinus ATCC 50983
Lineage: Eukaryota; Perkinsozoa; Perkinsida; Perkinsidae
Product: krp3, putative
Exons: 16
Coding region: 1-1434 (477 amino acids)
Biological process (GO): microtubule-based movement
Cellular component (GO): kinesin complex; microtubule
Molecular function (GO): microtubule motor activity; ATP binding; ATP hydrolysis activity
Source: RefSeq, a predicted model, not a curated record